Molecule: messenger RNA, 201 nt
Organism: Strongylus vulgaris
Lineage: Eukaryota; Metazoa; Nematoda; Chromadorea; Rhabditida; Strongylidae
Source: the annotation of a GenBank genome assembly
AUGAGGUGCUUUGCUUCUCAACUGGGGUCGAUCAGAAUCUCAUUGGAUCCUCCAAGUCCUCCACCUGAUGUUUCUGCACCGGGUGUUGCUGAAAUGUCUGUUGUGAAGGAGCUCUCAUCCGAUAUGAGCUAUCUGCAAGUCCCGCCCGAAUUUGAUCUACAACGAUCGUCGUCACCACCUCCUGAUCGACGAAGCAGCUGC